Messenger RNA from Onychostoma macrolepis, 4830 nucleotides. RefSeq names its product microsomal triglyceride transfer protein (gene mttp). Gene Ontology annotation, molecular function: lipid binding. The record is from RefSeq and is a predicted model, not a curated record. Gene Ontology annotation, cellular component: basolateral plasma membrane; Golgi apparatus; endoplasmic reticulum. Lineage: Eukaryota; Metazoa; Chordata; Actinopteri; Cypriniformes; Cyprinidae. The transcript has 18 exons. The coding region runs from base 232 to 2892 and encodes 886 amino acids. Gene Ontology annotation, biological process: lipid transport; lipoprotein metabolic process; cholesterol homeostasis.
AUCAAACCUCGUCUCUGAGGAGCCUUCAUUCACCAAAUCUCGCCGAGCUCUGCCGGUUAAUUAUUAGCUGUUAUCUCGUACUUAGUACCGGAGCGUGGAGUUUGGAGUCUGAACCUCAAAUCCAGAUAAACACACACACACACAGAGAGAGAGAGAAAACUGAAGGAUCAGGCAGCCAUCCUUUCUCUGGCCCGCAGACCUUUAACGCGCACAGCACACAGCGAGCCAACCAUGCUGCGGCUUGCUGGACUUUUACUAUGUGUCACCUCCUUUUUAAGUACCUCAUCCCUUGGUGCGAAUGCUGGGCCUCGGCUGGAUAAUGACAAACUCUACAGAUAUAGCUACAGCGCUGAGGUCGGGCUGAACAGGCCGACGGGAUCCACUAGAGGGAACACUGGAUUCAGGAUUAGCAGUGAUGUGGACAUCAGCCUUGUCUGGAGGAACCCAGAGAUCCAGGACGAACAGCUACUUCGACUGCAGAUUUCAAAUGUUCAAGUUGAAAGUGCUGGAAAACGCUCUCGCAAAAACAACAUCUUCCAUGGCAGCUCAGCAGAAAGCAUUCUGGGUAAAGUCAGGCUUGAGGCACUUCAGAGGCCCUUCAUGGUGCUGUGGAAGAUGGGCAAGAUCAGAAGCCUGUACACACAUAAGGCGGAGCCUGCUACCAUCAAAAACUUGAAGAGGGGUGUGGCCAGUAUGCUAAUGAUGCAGCUAAAGUCCGGGAAGAUGUCAGAGGCUGAUGCUUCGGGGAAAUGUUUAGUUGAGUACAAAUCUACAAAAGAUCAGGUGAUCCGUACAAAACACUUGGAUACUUGCAAAACACAAGAGAUGGGAUUCACUACACACAGCCCUGUAUUGGGCGUCAGUGGGAAGUCUGCUUCUGAAACAGUAAUCACUCUGGAGAAUGGCAUCAUUAAGUCUGCUGAUGUUGAAGAAACACACAUCUUGUCCAUCAAUGCUCGUCAUCAAGCUGCAACUAAAGUCCUGUCCAGGCAGUCAUUGACGCUUAAAAAGAUUGAGGUUGGCCCAACAGAAGUAGCGGGUAAAGAUGCCUCAAGUGUGGUGAAGUCUCUGGAUGACAAACUCAUGUCUGUUGGAGUCAUGGUGGAGAAAGUUAAAACCAAAUGCAAGGGAUGCCCCAAUCUAAUGGACACAUGGAAAGCGGUGAGACCUCAGCUGGAGCCAGAAUCACUCUCUAAAGCAGAAGCCCCAAGGAGCUUCCUCGCACUCUUACACAGCCUGCGCAAAGCCAGCAAGUCAGAGAUCCUGACUUUACUGCGCAACUGCAGCAAGACUGUACUGCCUCAGCUGGUGGAUGCAGUAACAUCAGCUCAGACUCCAUCUUCUCUCUCAGCCAUUCUGGAGUUCCUGGACUUCAGCAAGAAGGAAGGUUUAGUGCUGCAGGAGCGCUUCCUGUAUGCAUGUGGCUUUGCUUCUCACCCGACAGAGACCAUGUUGCAGUCCCUGCUGGAUUUGUCUCAAGGAAAGAUAGGUAGUACAGAAAUCAAAGAGUCAAUUGUGAUUAUCAUGGGAGCUUUGCUAAGGAAACUCUGUCUGAAAGGAGCAUGUGAACUACCGACAGUGCUUAAGGUGAAAGAGAUGCUGUUGGCAGGGCCUGACAGCACUCAGGUGGAGUCCGAAGUUCAGAUGUACCUGCUAGCAUUGAAGAACGCUCUUCUGCCGGAGGGUGUUCCUGUUUUAGCCAAAUAUGCUGAGUCUGAGGUGGGAGCGUUCAGCACCAUUGCCAUCACAUCGCUGCAGAGAUACGACCCUCAGCUGAUUACACCCGAGGUGAAAAAGACACUGAACCGCAUAUACCAUCAGAACAAGCAUAUUUAUGAGAAGAACGUUCGUGCCGCGGCAGCUGAUGUGAUUAUGAGCAGUGGUCCAUCCUAUAUGGAAGUGAAGAAUCUUCUACUCUCCAUUGGACACCUGCCACAUGAGAUGAACAAAUACAUGCUGUCUAAAGUCCAGGACAUAUUGCGCUUUGAGAUGCCAUCCUGUAAAUUGGUAAGACAAGUGAUGAGGGACAUGGUUUCCCACAACUAUGACAGAUUCUCAAAGACUGGGUCAUCCUCUGCUUUUUCAGGCUUCAUGGCACGAACUUCUGAUCUCACUUGCACCUACAAUUUGGACAUCCUGUACUCUGGCUCUGGCGUAUUGAGGAGAAGCAACAUGAACAUUUAUGGUCAGAGCAACGAUGCCCUCCUUCAUGGCCUUCAGGUGACAAUUGAAGCACAGGGUCUAGAGUCUCUAAUUGCAGCCACGCCGGAUGAAGGAGAAGAAGAACUGGAGUCUUUUGCUGGAAUGUCUGCUCUGCUGUUCGAUGUGCAGCUCCGGCCAGUGACCUUCUUCAAGGGCUACAGUGACCUGAUGUCCAAGAUGUUCUCCAUGUCUGGAGAUCCAAUCAAUGUGGUGAAGGGCCUUAUUCUGCUGACAGACCACUCACAGGUGAUUCCUCUACAGUCUGGUCUAAGAGCCAGUGCUGAGUUCCAAGGUGGUCUGGCCAUCGAUAUCUCUGGAGGGAUGGAGUUCAGCUUGUGGUACAGAGAGUCUAAGACGAGCGUCAACAACAGGGGAGCGUUGGUCGUCAUCGGUAAUGUGACAGUGGAUACAGACUUUGUAAGCGCUGGAGUGGAAGUAGGUUUUGAGACCGAGGCCACCCUGGACUUCAUCACCACUGUGCAGUUCUCGGAGUACCCCUUCCUCGUCUGCAUGCAGAUGGACAAAACCACUUUCCCCUUCAGAGCGACCGUGUCCAAGCAGGAGAAACUGCCCUCAGGACAGACUUUCUCCUCAAAGAGGAGCAGAGAUCAGCUGGUGCCAGGCUCAGAAUUUCCUCUACACCAGGAGAACUCCAACAUGUGCAAGAAAGUCUUUGAACAGGCCUGGUAGACAAGCCGGGACUGCACUGGAUGAUUUGGCUUCCAAACGUAAAAGGUGUUCAUGCAAACAAUCUCAUUACAUUUUGUGUCUGUAUGUGCUGAAACCUUGAGUCAGUCAGGCAUGCAAAGGGUUGUGCAGUUUUUUAAACCCUAACCCAUUUUGGGUUCCCCAAAAAACCUUUCAGUAAAAAGUUUGUUCUUCCACUAUAAAGUGAAGUAAAAAGGUUCCAUGGAUGUUAAAGGUUCUUGAUAGAACCAUGAAUGCCAACAAAGAACCUUUAUUUUUAAAAGUGCACUAUAAGAGUCCUUAUAUGUCCAUCCCUGUUUUCUCCAUUUAUGAAUGAUUAGCACAAAUUCAAUUUAUACUUUUGUCCAUUUUUAUAAAUUAUAGGAAUGUAUAAAAAUGUUGUCAGGAUAACCAAUGGCACUCUCGUCAUGUGGCAGAAUUAUUCGACCCAUAAAAACAAAAGUGAAAUAUUUAUGAAUGAUAACAUUAGGCCCUAUAGCAUUAUAACAGAACUGUGUAUUUGAGGUGCUACUGUGUUAUUUAUUUAAUCAGAGGGCUUUCUGACACACUUCAUCCCUCCACAGGCAGUUCAUGCUGUCUGGUUUCCAUGAUUACACCAGAUGUUUACAUUCUUGGGAAUAUUUAUGGCAGUCUUGUACAUGGGAAGAUAAUCAACCAUGAAUAAAGUUUUUGUCUUUUUUGGAUUUUUGUGUCAUCUUUUUUUGGCGUAAAAAUCAUUAAAAGUGUAACUUUUAAUAAUAUAGAAUAUAUCUUUAUCUAUUACGAUGUGACUAUCAUUUUAAUAGAUCAUCUACUGAGUUUUUAUUAAGCUAAAAUAAGGAUAAAUGCAAACUAUUUAACUUGUUUAGCCCUUUGUCAGCAUAUCUGAAUUAAUUUAAAAUAUAUUUACGUAAAACAUUGGUUUGAAUAAAUCUAAAUGAAAACAAAUUAAAUAUACACAAUAAUACACCUUGUGAGGUUUUGGAAAAUGAAAGUUGUUUCUUCUAUUUAAUAGUCCUGAGAACAACAUAAAAAACAACAAUAAUAAUAAUCCAUCUACUUAAGUUCAGUUGCUGCCAUCAAUUUUUAAGUAUAAUUGUCCAUAUCGGCUAUAAGCCAUUUCAACUUAAAUAUAUUAAACAGACUUUAAAAAAAAAAUUGCGAGUUGAAUCUCAUAUUGGUUAAAUUUGGUUGGAAAUUGGUUAAAAUUAAUUUGAUGAGUUACAGUAAUGAAGACGUAUGUAGCCAUGGCUUGCUUAUUUAUUUUACAGUUAACACAGAACAAGUAUAACACUUUAAAAGUAUCAGAGUAAAAUCUGAAUUGUUCUCUAGCUAUAUUUCCUGUGUUGAUGCAUUUCCUCUUGCAAAAGGAAAUCAGGCCUCAGCUAUGGCUUCUGUUUACCUACCAAAGCUGUUUUAUUUCAUUUUUAUUUAAUUUACUGAAUUCCACCUCACUUCUCAACCUUUGAUGAAGAUCUUUAGGUAUGCCGGUGUGUAACACAAAUACAUUUUUAUAAUACAGGAAACUGCCAUGCUGGCAUUGUCCUUUGACCCAUGUUCUUUGACCUGCUCUUUGAGAGAGUGUUUUAUUGGCCAAAACCAUGUAAAGUCAUUACAGUCAUUAGUAAUUAGAUAUCAAUUUGAUAUCAUAGACUGUAAAGUCUGAUAUGAAUAAACGUUAAAAUACGUUAUUUUAAAAGGGCGCGCCACGCUAGCUUUUAAAUGCCCUCAGUAAUAGACAUGAACUAAAAACUCCCAUUCUGAUUUCAUCUGCUCUUCAUUUAUAAUUAAAUGCUGAAACGUGUGUAAAUAACAUAAAUAACAAGCGCUUUUUAUAAAAACUUACUUCGUAUGAACACAAUAGUUGGAGUUCCGCUUGGUGGCGGCUGGCAACUGAAAACCAGCAACUGAGCUCUCGUGGACAUUCCUGUAGCGCGGCGA